Messenger RNA from Oikopleura dioica, 933 nucleotides. Lineage: Eukaryota; Metazoa; Chordata; Appendicularia; Copelata; Oikopleuridae. The record is from the annotation of a GenBank genome assembly.
AUGGAUUCUCUGAACAAUCGUUCACUUUCGACAGAUUGCGCUCAAAGCCAAAGUUCUGCUGCUUUCUCUAAAGCUUCUGAAGCCACCAGAAGUUUUCACAUUCAAAAUCGCUCGCCCGAACAGCUCCUGAUGAGCGCUUCUGAAGAUGAUUGUUGUUCGUCUUCAAUUGCUCCUACCGUGACCACCGCGGGGGUCGGCCCAGGAGGAGAUGAGAAGCAGCACGACGAAGUCGCUCGUGGACACAGGGUUGAAUGCGCUGUUUGCAAUGUCAGACUUGGCCCGCAAGCGAUGACCAUGCACUUGCAAGGAAAACCGCACCUCAAAAAGGUUGAGCACUAUCUAAUGGAAGAUUCGAAGCUUUCCUGGUGCCCAAUUUGCUCCGUCCCGAUGAGCUCGCUGAAGCAAGCUUACUCGCACUGCAUGUCGAAGCAGCACUGCGAGAAACUCGUCCGUUCCCAGCAAAGCUCUCAAGAAUCGAACUCGCACCAGCAGCAUUCAGGAGGAAACAAGCGAAAGUAUCAUAAAAGAAAUGAUCAUCAGCCAGCUUUUGUGCUUGAAUUCGCGCUAAAAGAAAGAAUCUUAGCGAAUGAUCGGAUGCGACAGAAUCAGCACAUUACUGGCAAUCCAGUCAGAUACAACAACAACCAAAACCGGGGAGGGAACCAAAAUGACUAUCCCGGAUCCUCUCAUCCUCCUCCUCCACCACCGCUUCAAAAGAAACAAAACAAAUUCGCCUGCUCUGUGUGCCAGGUAACGAUGAACUCGCAAAAGCAAUACGAAAACCACAUGCUUUCGCCGCGCCACAUCAACACGAAGAAUUCGCUGGAGAAAGUUGGCGGGGUCGGAAUGGCCAACAUGGCGCUCCAACAAAAUAUGACAAUAAGCGAGGCAAUCGGCCCCAAACGCCCUAAAUUUCACGAUCCUUACGCGUAA